Prorocentrum cordatum is the source of this 564-nucleotide messenger RNA. The record is from the annotation of a GenBank genome assembly. Lineage: Eukaryota; Dinophyceae; Prorocentrales; Prorocentraceae.
AUGGCAGAGCACAAGGGAUUCGGCGGCUGCGUGUACUCCGCCCUCCGCCACGUCACCACGCCCUACGUCCUGGUGCUGCAGCACGACCGCCCCUGCCUGAGAUCGUUCGACGCCGCCGGGAUCCUCGCCAUCAUGGAGGCCUCGGGUGGCUCGGUCAAGUACGUCGGCCUGCCCACGAAGGCGAGCCUGGCCCGCAGCGAGCCCCACAAUCUGAUGAGCCGGUGGCACAUCGACGUCGACGGGGACAUCAUCGGUCCCGCGGCAAAGGCAGCAGCCGCCACCGUCGGCUACCAGCUGCGGGUCUUGCCCUUCUGGUACGACUCCACGCACAUCGAAGAGAUGCACGCGGAGAUCUGCGCGGCCGCCCGCGCGGGGUCCUGGCGGCAGGCCCACGCGCGCUACGCCACGUGGCUGGCGACGGACGGCGGCGGCCCCGUGGUGGGCCACCUGCGGGGCCGGCGCUACCACGAGGAGGCCCAGCUUGCCCUGCACGGCUGGAGCGGGCUGCAGAGGCGCUGGGCCUCCAAAGUUGGGUCUGUAUAUGGGAGAUUAUUCCCUACCUAG